This is a messenger RNA of Racocetra persica, 348 nucleotides long. The record is from the annotation of a GenBank genome assembly. Lineage: Eukaryota; Fungi; Glomeromycota; Glomeromycetes; Diversisporales; Gigasporaceae.
AUGGACGAUGCGCAAGAAAUCCAUAAUUAUCCUUUUGAUUCAAUUAUCAAGUUUAAACAACCAAAUCGUAGUUUUUUAUAUAAAAUUAUCAAAGAAGGCACAUAUCCUAAUAAAGGCAAUAACCAAUGUACAAUUCAAUGUUCUAUUAACUAUAAUAAAGAAGGUCCAGUUUUUCAAAUAUGUUUUGGAAAAUACUUCGAAUAUGAAGUGUUUUCUACUAAAACAGUUACAGAUGCUGCAAAUUUAUUUCAUAAAAAAUAUAUACCAGAAAAAGGAACUAAAACAUCGGGAGUAUAUUUAUUUGGCCUUCAUCUCAGAGUAUUAAAUGAAGCAAGAAAAUCAAAUUGA